Molecule: messenger RNA, 1967 nt
Organism: Poeciliopsis prolifica (blackstripe livebearer)
Lineage: Eukaryota; Metazoa; Chordata; Actinopteri; Cyprinodontiformes; Poeciliidae
Gene: gnpnat1
Product: glucosamine-phosphate N-acetyltransferase 1
Exons: 6
Coding region: 340-894 (184 amino acids)
Biological process (GO): UDP-N-acetylglucosamine biosynthetic process
Cellular component (GO): endoplasmic reticulum-Golgi intermediate compartment; endoplasmic reticulum; Golgi apparatus
Molecular function (GO): monosaccharide binding; glucosamine 6-phosphate N-acetyltransferase activity
Source: RefSeq, a predicted model, not a curated record
AAGAGCAAUAAAGUGUAAAACUACAUCGUAUUAACAUGGAAACUCAAUUGAAGGUUGGGCUAAAUCGGGAAAAGAAAUGGACCACUUAAGAGUGGACAUUCUGGACUGUCCCUGACCUCAUCCUGGAAACUUGAAUGGACUCAUGAAUGGAGCGUCAUUCUGUCAAAGGAUGCGUGUUGGUUGUAGGUGCGACUGUAAUCUUGUUCAACUUGUUUCGUAAUCUUCAGGGGCUGAAUAUGUUUCACAGGAGGAAGCUAUUGUGGACAGGUCAAAGUUUUGUGUCGCAGAGCAAAUAUAUUCCUUAACGGGCUGAACAAGCUGACAUACAGAGAUUGUGGAAUGCUGCUGGACGAGUCUCCACUUUUUGAUCCCUCUUUGCUUCAGGAGUUGGACUGGAACAGCAACACCGUGUCCUUCUCCCCUCCCAUCUCACCAACCAACCCAGGAGAUGACCUGGAGCUCAGGCCACUGUGUACAGCAGAUUUUGAAAAAGGAUUCUUUGACGUUUUAGCUCAACUUACCAAGACAGGCGAUGUCACGCCAGAGCAGUUUGUUAGUAAGUUCAAGCACAUGAAGAUGACAGGAAACUACUAUGUUGUCGUCGUGGAGGACAAAAACCUGGGACAAAUUAUCGCCACAGCUACACUGAUCAUUGAACACAAAUUUAUUCAUUCCUGUGCCAAGAGAGGCCGGGUGGAGGAGGUGGUUGUCAGUGACGUAUGCAGAGGGAAGCAGCUCGGGAAACUGUUAGUGUCAACGCUUACUCUUCUUAGCAAAAAACUUAACUGCUACAAAAUCACUCUGGAAUGUAAACCCAAAAACGUGGCUUUCUACCAAAAAUUCGGAUAUGCCUCCUUGGAUGAAACUUACAUGCAGUGCAGAUUCUUCGACUGAGGAGAGCUGCAGCUUUGACCACCUCCGUUUUGGGGGCAUGGACCAUUUUUACAUCUGAUGUCAGCACUUACAGUGGGGUCUUUAGCACUAGCUAACUGGGAUUUGGUUUUAUCUUGCCUGACAAGGUAUCUUAAUUUCUGAAAACUUGAGUGUCAGUUCAUUGAAGCUCAGUUUGACAAUAAUCCAUCCUUUGGUAAUCGCUGCUACCUCACCAGGGUGGGUGUUUGCUGUUAUUUUACCUUCAUCCGUCUUAAAGAUUGUAUGUAUUAUGUAAAUGGGUAAUUGAGUACAAAAAGGACAAAGAACAUAAUUUGACUGCUACACUACAAGUAAAGACAAUCCUACAAAAACAUGAAAUUUGGCUUUUGUCAUAUGGAAAAAAGUUAAUCUUUGUCCCAUGUUACUUUUAAGCUACACAUUCUCAUUGUACAAUUUGAUCUAAGAUGAGUUUUCUGCCUCCAAUUCAUAGCAACUAUUGACAUUCACGAGGAACCAACCUGAGAUCUGGGUUUUGUUUGGGUUUCACUUUUCUUGUCUGAUUGGUAUGAAGUGCUGUUUUUCUCAGCAUAUCGGUUUUGUUGUUGGGUACCGAGAAUUACGUUUUGAAUAUAUGAAGACUGUUCAACUAUUUCCAGUGGAGAAAAAAAAAUUCAAAUGCAGUAGUAAUAAUUUGAUGAGGGUGUUUGUUUUUUUAGUUGGUUAACUGGAUUUAGCAUUGAUCAUUUUGUAAAAGAAACGGCAAGUGAUUUUUGUAAAUUCACUUUUAUUUAAGGUUUUGUAGUUGUUUUAUAAUUAUGCUUUUAUUCUGGGGAACGUAUUUAAAAUAACUUAUUUCCAAAUGUAAAUCCAAUAAAAUAUUCUUUGAUCAAGAGUUUCACAUUUUUCUGCUAUGAAAUUACUCAAUAGAUCAAUUUGUUUGUAGGGGCUCCUUUUGCAUAAAUUACUGCAUCAGUGGUAUGCUCAAUGGACACAAAAUGCUUAAAUUUCUGCCCCAUUGUUAAAUGCCUAAUUCCUUUUGAGACUAGUUCUGCUUCUGUCCAUCACACAUUUCUUUCCACUCAGUCAUAUGCUGG